This is a messenger RNA of Oikopleura dioica, 405 nucleotides long. The record is from the annotation of a GenBank genome assembly. NCBI's taxonomy places the organism in Eukaryota, Metazoa, Chordata, Appendicularia, Copelata, Oikopleuridae.
AUGUUAAGAUUAUUAUUUCUGCUUGCUUUUAAGUACGCUUUCUGCUUUUGGAAAGUUUCGAAUCUAGAUGUAGAGGAGAGUCCGUUGGUAACCUUUUUCCCCAAGUCGGUUUGCUAUUCUAGCAAACCGGCCACUCGCGAAAGCUGCCCAAAUCUGUUUCAAUGCGUCCACCGAGGCCAGAUAGUAUCGCCAGAGAGGCCUCUAAUCCUGCUCGACUCGUGCGAGGAUUACCGUUGCUCCUGCCCUGUUGGAAAAAUCAAAUCCAACGGCGUUAAGUGCAAGCACGGAUACAUGAACUGCCAGUGGAAGUACGAAGGCUGCCAACUGAUGAAAACGACAAUGAACAGUGCCAGCUGCCUCUACUUGCUAACAAUACGAGAACAACUUCUCCCGUCGCUGGACUAG